Phoenix dactylifera (date palm) is the source of this 564-nucleotide messenger RNA. The record is from RefSeq and is a predicted model, not a curated record. Lineage: Eukaryota; Viridiplantae; Streptophyta; Magnoliopsida; Arecales; Arecaceae.
AUGGCCGCCGAGGCGAAGUACCAAGCCUCCGAAGAGAAGUACCAGGCCUCUGAGGCCGAACAACGGGUGCUCCAAGAGAAGGUCGGAGCAUCUGAUGAAAGGAUUCGAGCUCUGACCGCCGAGCUCGAUGAAGAGAAGGGCGCGCACGCAUUGGCAAGGUCCGAGCUGCGCGUCGCGGAGGCUCGAUUGGCUAAGGCCGAGCAGGCGUUGGCCUCCCGCGAGCAGGAGGUGGGAGAUGCCCGCCUCCGACAUUCGGAGCUCGAGCAGGAGCUGAGGGGCCUCGAGCGGAGAGCCGCUUACCACGAGGCCCGGGAGAUAGAGGCCCGGGAGAACGCCCAAAACGCAGUGAAGCUCUUCCGGAGGGCGGAAACAGAGGCAGAAACUCCGGAGGCGGAGGCAGAAACUCCGGGGGCCGAGGCGGCCGUAGCUGUCCCCGAAGUGACCGAGGUCGCCCCCGAGGCUACUCCUAUUGCUGCCGAGGCCAUCGAAGAGGUACCGGCAGCCGGGCCAACCACUCCUGGUACUGCCGAAGCCGAGGUGGUCGAGCUCGAGCCUUCGAUGUAA